AUGGCGCACGUCCGAGGCCUGUGGCUGCCUGGCUGCCUGGCCCUGGCUGCCCUGUUCAGCCUUGUGCACAGCCAGCAUGUGUUCCUGCCCCCUCAGCAAGCACUGUCGCUGCUCCAGCGGGUCCGCCGUGCCAACAGCGGCUUCCUGGAGGAGGUGCGCAAGGGUAACCUGGAGCGAGAGUGCUUGGAGGAGCAGUGCAGCUACGAGGAGGCUUUCGAGGCCCUGGAGUCUUCCACUGACACGGAUGCUUUCUGGGUCAAGUACACAGCUUGUAAGCCGGCGAUGAACACUCGAGAAAAGCUCAUUGAAUGUCUGGAAGGGAACUGCGCUGAGGGUCUGGGCAUGAACUACCGUGGGAACGUGAGCUUCACCCGGUCAGGCAUCGAGUGUCAGCUCUGGAGGAGUCGCUACCCACAUAAGCCUGAAAUCACCACCCACCCUGAGGCCGACCUGAAGGAGAAUUUCUGCCGCAACCCAGAUAACAGCACUACAGGUCCCUGGUGCUAUACUACAGACCCUACCGUGCGGAGGGAAGAGUGCAGCAUCCCUGUGUGUGGCCAGAAGGGUUUCACUGUGGCACCGACCCAAGGCACUGGAGGCUCCAGGGUGAAGCCCUCAACUUCAUUGGAGAUGUGUGUCCCCGAUCGUGGCCGGCAGUACCAGGGUCACCUGGCGGUGACCACACACGGCUCCGCCUGCCUAGCCUGGUCCAGCAGUCAGGCCAAGGCCCUGAGCAAGGACCAGGACUUCAGCAAGGCAGUGCCGCUGGUGGAGAACUUCUGCCGGAAUCCAGACGGGGAUGAGGAGGGUGCAUGGUGCUAUGUGGCCGGGCAGCCUGGUGACUUUGAGUACUGCGACCUCAACUACUGCGACGAUCCGGUGGAGGAGGAGGUGGGAGACGGGCUGGGCGAGGACUCGGACGCGGCCAUCCAAGGGCGCACAUCCACUGGGAAGUUCCAGAGCUUUUUCAACGAAAAGACCUUUGGCGCCGGGGAGGCAGACUGUGGGCUGCGGCCUCUGUUUGAGAAGAAGUCGCUGGAGGACAAGAAGGAAAAGGAGCUGCUGGAUUCCUACAUCGAUGGGCGCAUCGUGGAGGGUUGGGAUGCGGAGCAAGGCGUUGCGCCCUGGCAGGUGAUGCUUUUCCGGAAGAGCCCCCAGGAGCUGCUGUGUGGGGCCAGCCUUAUCAGUGACCGCUGGAUCCUCACUGCAGCCCACUGCCUGCUGUACCCGCCCUGGGAUAAGAACUUCACCGAGAAAGACCUUGUUGUGCGCCUUGGGAAGCACUUCCGCACCACGUAUGAGCGGUACACUGAGAGGAUCUCCGUGCUGGAGAAGAUCUACAUCCACCCCAGGUACAACUGGAGGGAGAAUCUGGAUCGAGACAUCGCCCUGCUGAAGCUCAAGAAGCCCAUCACCUUCACUGACUACAUUCACACUGUGUGCCUGCCCGACAGGGAGACAGCAGCGAGCUUGCUCCAGGCUGGAUACAAAGGGCGGGUGACUGGCUGGGGCAACCUGAAGGAGACAUGGAAGGCCAGCAUUGGCGAGGUGCAGCCCAGUAUCCUGCAGGUGGUGAACCUGCCCAUCGUGGAGAGGCCGGUCUGCAAGGCCUCCACCCGCAUCCGCAUCACGGACAACAUGUUCUGUGCUGGUUUUAAACCCAAUGAAGGGCGACGAGGGGAUGCUUGUGAAGGCGACAGUGGGGGACCCUUUGUCAUGAAGAGCCCCUUUAACAACCGCUGGUAUCAAAUGGGCAUCGUCUCAUGGGGUGAAGGCUGUGACCGGGAUGGGAAAUAUGGCUUCUACACACAUGUGUUCCGCCUGAAGAAGUGGAUACAGAAGAUCGUUGAUCAGUUCGGAGGUUAG
Messenger RNA from Trichechus manatus latirostris (Florida manatee), 1866 nucleotides. It is a transcript of the gene F2, whose product is annotated as coagulation factor II, thrombin. Gene Ontology annotation, cellular component: extracellular region. Gene Ontology annotation, biological process: positive regulation of blood coagulation; proteolysis; blood coagulation. Bases 1 to 1866 code for a protein of 621 amino acids. The record is from RefSeq and is a predicted model, not a curated record. NCBI's taxonomy places the organism in Eukaryota, Metazoa, Chordata, Mammalia, Sirenia, Trichechidae. Gene Ontology annotation, molecular function: serine-type endopeptidase activity; calcium ion binding. The transcript has 14 exons.